CAUACCAGAAGAAAUACAAUAUAGCAGCUUUGAAGCCUGAGAAGCUGAACUCAGCAGCCCUGAGCCAUCAGUUUAACUCAGCCUCACUGAAGAUAAUCCCAGACUCUCCACACCCUGGACUUGCUACAGCUCUCUGAUCCUACAAACCUCUUCAGUUCCAGCCAGAAUGCUGCGUCAGGAACUUCACAGAUUUGGUCAAAUGUUGGUACGCAGAUGUAAGCUGGAGGAAAAGAAAACUGAACCUACCCCUCUCAGAUGGCUGAGCACUCUGGAUUUAGUGGCCCUGGGUGUAGACUACACACUGGGUGCAGGUGUGUAUGUCCUGGCUGGCGAGGUGGCUAGCAAACAAGCAGGACCAGCCACUGUGAUCUGCUUUUUGGUGGCUGCCCUAUCUUGUGCAUUGGCUGGGCUGGGCUAUGCAGAGUUUGCUGUCCGGGUUCCCCAUUCUGGCUCUGCAUAUCUCUACACCUAUGUCACUAUAGGUGAACUCUGGGCUUUCAUCACUGGCUGGAACUUCAUCCUCUCCUAUGUUGCGGGCACAGCCAGUGUAGCUCGGGCAUGGACAACAGCUUUUGACUACCUGAUUGGAAACCAGAUAUCUAAGACCCUGCAUGAGAGAAUCUUACUGCAUGUUCCCCAGGUCCUUGCAGAAUAUCCAGACUUCUUUGCUAUGGGCCUAGUGCUGUUGCUCACAGGAGCACUGACUCUGACGGCUAGGGAGUCAGUAUUAUUUACCAAAGUGAUCACAUUGGUGAGCCUUUUGAUUCUCGGCUUUGUCAUCAUCUCUGGAUUCUUUAAGGGAGAACUGCACAACUGGAAACUCACAGAAGAGGACUAUGUAAAGGCUGGACUCAAUGACACAUUAAGCUUGGGCCCCCUGGGCUCUGGAGGAUUUGUGCCUUUUGGCUUUGAGGGGAUUCUCCGUGGAGCAGCUACCUAUUUCUAUGCAUUUAUAGGUUUUGACAAUAUUGUUACCAGAACUAAAGAAGUCCAGAAUCCCCAGCGUUCCAUCCCCAUGGGCAUUGUGAUUUCACUGUUCAUCUGCUUUUUGGUGUAUUUUGGUGUCACUUCAGCACUUACACUUAUGGUGCCAUACUACCAGCUCCAACCUGGGAGCCCUUUGCCUGAGGCAUUUCUACAUAUUGGCUGGGCCCCUGCCUACUAUGUUGUGGCUAUUGGAGCUCUGUGUACUCUUUUUACUACCAUCUUGAAUGAUAUGUUCUAUGCGCGUCGGGUGAUCUCCAUGGUGGCAAAGGAUGGCCUCCUGUUCCAUGUCCUCACCAGGACCUACACCAGCAGACACAUCCCCAUUGUGGCCACUGUGGUCUUGGGCAUUAUGGCAGCAGUCAUUGCAUUCUUCUUUGAACUCAUUCAUCUUGUGGACUUCGUGUCCAUUGGGACCCUGUUUAAUCAUUCCCUGGUGGCUGUUUGUGUUCUCAUCCUCAGAUACCAGCCUGAGAGGAGGAAUGGGGGAAAUGAAUCUGUGGUGCAGGAGGAGAAUGGACAUGGAGUAGAAAGGCUGACUCUACAGGGACUACUUUUUCCAGGCAGCUCCACCCCCACUCCACUCUCUGGCCGGGUUGUCUAUAUUUGCUCCUCAGUGCUUGCUCUGCUGCUCACUCUUCUUUGCCUGGUGCUGGCCUGGUGGCCAGUUCUGCUUUCUGGAGACCCAGUGUGGAUUUCAGUGGUUGUGGUUCUCCUGGUGCUCAUCACUGGACUCACUGGGGUCAUCUGGAGACAGCCACAGAGCUCCAGUCCCCUUCCCUUUAAGGUCCCUGCUCUGCCUCUCCUCCCACUACUGAGCAUCUUCAUGAAUGUUUACCUUAUGAUGCAGAUGACAGCUGCCACCUGGGCCCAAUUUGGUGUCUCCAUGCUGAUCGGGUUUGCUAUCUACUUCAGCUAUGGGAUCCAGCACAGCCAAGUCGCUAACCCCACUUAA
Prionailurus viverrinus (fishing cat) is the source of this 1939-nucleotide messenger RNA. RefSeq names its product cationic amino acid transporter 3-like. Gene Ontology annotation, biological process: transmembrane transport; amino acid transport. Gene Ontology annotation, molecular function: amino acid transmembrane transporter activity. The transcript has a single exon. The record is from RefSeq and is a predicted model, not a curated record. Gene Ontology annotation, cellular component: plasma membrane. The coding region runs from base 167 to 1939 and encodes 590 amino acids. Lineage: Eukaryota; Metazoa; Chordata; Mammalia; Carnivora; Felidae.